UCGUAUCACCUUCACAUAUAUAAACCCCUCUUUCUCAAUUUCAACUUUCACCUUUCUUUUGCUCCGCGUCCUUUCUUCUCGUCGCGGGGUGCAUCGAUCGUGAUCAAUCUUCUCUACUCUCUCUUUGAUCUUGUUCCUGUCUCUAUUCUCAACAUGGCUGCCAAUAGAUGGAUUAGACCUGAGGUAUUCCCACUUUUUGCCACUGUUGGCAUCGCUGUUGGGAUCUGCGGGAUGCAACUUGUUAGGAAUAUAAGCACCAAUCCAGAAGUCAGGGUAACCAAACAGAAUAGAGCUGCAGGAAUUCUUGACAAUUUCGAAGAGGGUGAGAAAUAUUCACAGCACUUCGUGAGGAAGUUUGUCCGCGGCAAGGACACUCAGAUUAUGCCAUCCAUCAACAAAUUCUUCUCUGAUCCAAACUAAAUUGAAUGCCCAACUUUCUGCUAUAAAAAAUUGAUUCCCGGGAUUCAUUUUUAGCUUUCAAGUAAUUGUGAUUUGAGAAUUAGGACAAAGGAAUUUGACAUUUCAGAUAAAAGAUACAUACAUGAUGGUUGUGUAAAUCAUUGAUGGAUGACAUUCAAUGUCUUGAAUAAAGUUUUAUACUUUUCAUUUAGAAA
Molecule: messenger RNA, 614 nt
Organism: Lotus japonicus
Lineage: Eukaryota; Viridiplantae; Streptophyta; Magnoliopsida; Fabales; Fabaceae
Exons: 3
Coding region: 154-420 (88 amino acids)
Source: RefSeq, a predicted model, not a curated record